AUGUUAGAAAUAGAUCAUGAUAUAAAAAUAUUUGAAAACGAUACGGAGUCGAAUGAAAAUAUUAACAAUACCGAUUCGAUGAAAAUGAAAAAUGAAGAAAAUAUUCGUAAUCCGAUUCAAAAUUACCUCAAAUCGAAUUUAGACGUAUUCAAUCCUCAAAAAAUCGAAUUGUUUUUAUACAUGGAGGGUGAUAAUAUAUCGAACGUUUGUUAUGAAAAAUUAAAUCGAUAUUUAAUUGGAUUGAGGGAAGGCGAAUCGUGGGCGAUAAAAAAACCUGAUGGAAUUCUUUGA
Messenger RNA from Pediculus humanus corporis (human body louse), 291 nucleotides. RefSeq lists its product as uncharacterized. The transcript is spliced from 2 exons. Bases 1 to 291 code for a protein of 96 amino acids. The record is from RefSeq and is a predicted model, not a curated record. NCBI's taxonomy places the organism in Eukaryota, Metazoa, Arthropoda, Insecta, Psocodea, Pediculidae.